Aspergillus affinis is the source of this 1284-nucleotide messenger RNA. RefSeq lists its product as uncharacterized. Gene Ontology annotation, cellular component: fungal-type vacuole membrane. Gene Ontology annotation, biological process: transmembrane transport. The coding region runs from base 1 to 1284 and encodes 427 amino acids. The record is from RefSeq and is a predicted model, not a curated record. Gene Ontology annotation, molecular function: transmembrane transporter activity. Lineage: Eukaryota; Fungi; Ascomycota; Eurotiomycetes; Eurotiales; Aspergillaceae. The transcript has 4 exons.
AUGGAACAAAUUGAAGUUUCCUUGCAAGGCAGCAAUGCCGAGCUGCACGAAGACAACUUGCCUCCAGUCGACAGAGGGCGCGGCGCAUGGGGUUUCCUUACGGCAUGCUUCAUGAUAGAAGCUUUGAUUUGGGGAUUCACGUUCUCUUAUGGAAUUUUCCAGGAUUACUACAGCACCCAUGAGCCCUUCAAGAGCUCCGGUGACAUUGCCAUGGUCGGCACUUGCGCAAUGGGUAUUUCCUACAUGCUCAUGCCCGUCGCCUUUAUUUUGCUUCAGGCAGUUCCCCGUCUUAAGCUGUGGGCUGCCCCACUGGGUUUCCUUAUCAUGUGUCUCGCCCUAGCGCUGAGCUCCUUCGCCAGCAAUACGACACAUCUCAUUGUUUCUCAGGGCGUGGCGUAUGGAAUCGGUGCAAGCCUGGCCUAUGCGCCUACUAUUGUCUUUAUGGAUGACUGGUUUGUGCAAAGGAAGGGACUUGCCUUCGGUGUUAUGUGGGCUGGAACUGGAUUAUCCGGUGUCAUUCUUCCACUCGUGCUGCAGUGGCUAUUGGACAGCUUCGGCCAUCAAACAGCUCUCCGAGCUUGGUCCAUUACUCUUCUCGUGAUGGGUGGCCCGCUUCUCUACUUUGUUCGACCUCGACUCCCUAUUUCCCGGACCUCUCGUUCUCGACCAUUGGAUUUCUGUUUCUUGUGGAACUCGACCUUCGUGGUCUACGAGACUGGAAACAUCCUUGAAGCCAUGGGGUACUUUCUCCCAACUAUCUAUCUUCCGACCUAUGCUCGCAGCUUGGGGGCAGGUGGCAUUCAAGCUGCUUUGACGGUUAUACUGUUCAAUCUUGCUUCUGUAUUUGGCUGCGUUAUCAUGGGUUCCAUGGUAGAUCGUUUCCAUGCUACCACCUGCAUCCUCGCCUCCACUAUUGGAAGCACCAUUGCAGUAUUCUUAAUAUGGGGAUUCGCCGACUCUAUGGCGCCUCUCUACAUCUUCUGUAUCUUCUACGGUCUCUUUGCAGGGUCAUUUACUUCCACGUGGCCAGCCAUCGUCAACGAAGUCCGAAAGAAGAGUGUCUACGCUGAUCCAAGCAUCGUAUUUGGGUUCUUGUCCACUGGUAGGGGCAUUGGUAACGUCAUCAGCGGUCCGCUUAGUGAAGCUUUGCUCAAGAACAAUGCCUGGAAAGGCGUGGCUGCGAAGGCAUACGGGUCCGGUUACGGUCCCUUGAUCGCUUUCACUGGGGUCUCCGCACUUCUUGGUGGUUUUGGUAUUCUCAUGAGGUCGUCUCGACUCUCGUAG